Molecule: messenger RNA, 1993 nt
Organism: Tarenaya hassleriana
Lineage: Eukaryota; Viridiplantae; Streptophyta; Magnoliopsida; Brassicales; Cleomaceae
Product: probable pectinesterase/pectinesterase inhibitor 32
Exons: 3
Coding region: 239-1816 (525 amino acids)
Biological process (GO): cell wall modification
Molecular function (GO): pectinesterase inhibitor activity; pectinesterase activity
Source: RefSeq, a predicted model, not a curated record
UGUUUUAUCGUAAUUCCGGUGUUAUUAAAAGCGAGAUCGGUCAUCUCUUUUAUCGGUUUGCAAUUAAAAUGCCAUUAAAAGCUUUUCUCCAAAACCCUAAACCCUCUCUUUUAUAAACAAAGCAAAACUCUCACAUUCCCUCGAACCCCAAACCAUCCCCAAAACCCUAAAUUCUAAACCCCAAACCUUAGCUUUUUUUUUUACACAGACAUAAAAAAACAAAAGAACCCACCAAAAAAUGUCGAAAUCCAGACCAAAACCUGUCGUGAUGACGAUGAUGCUGUCUUUGGUAAUAACAAACCACGUGUGUGGUCUUGUCUCGGCAAAGGCUGCUGCCACUACUUCUCCGGCCGCUUCGGACAGCACUGUGAUGAACGAGUUCUUGACAGUUCCGGCGUCGGAGUUCGUCGGAGCGGCGAGAGCUGCCGUCGAGGCCAUGAGAAAAGCCGGAGAGGCUCUGUCCAAGUUUCAGACAAAGAUCGGAGAUUUCAGGACGUCCAAUGCCGUUCUCGAUUGCUUGGACCUUCUUGAUUUUGCUUGCGAUGAUCUCUCUUGGACCAUCGACGCUUCUAAUUACCCCAACGGCAAAGACAACGGCACGGGGGACAUAAUCAAAGAUCUCAGGAUAUGGAUCAGUGCCGCCUUCUCCGAUGUUGACACGUGUCUCGAGGGUUUCGAGGGUACAAAUGGAAUUAUAAAAAAUCUCAUAACCGGUGGCCUUAACCGGAUCGGUCCAAUAGUCCGAAAUCUCUUAACCAUGGUUCACGACAAGCCCAAAACCGGUUCCGGUCAUGGUGGUUUCGGCAAAUUCCCUUCAUGGGUUAAACCCGAUGACCGGAAACUUCUCCAAUCCGAGGACAUUCCAGCGGCAGAUUCCGUGGUGGCGGCUGAUGGGACGGGAGAUUUCACGACGAUAAUGGAGGCGGUUAUGGCCGCACCGGAUAAGAGUGAAAACCGAUAUGUGAUAUAUGUGAAGAAAGGAAUAUAUUCGGAGAAUGUAGAGAUUAACAAGAAGAAAUGGAACAUCAUGAUGAUCGGAGACGGAAUCGAUUCCACCGUGAUCACCGGUGACCGGAAUUUCAUCGAUGGUUGGACCACUUUUCGAUCUGCCACUUUUGCUGUGAGUGGGAGAGGGUUCAUUGCUCGUGACAUAACGUUCGAAAACACGGCCGGACCGGAGAAACACCAAGCCGUGGCCCUCCGGUCAGAUUCCGACCUCUCAGUUUUCUUCCGGUGCGCCAUGAGAGGUUACCAAGACACUCUCUACGCUCACACGAUGCGACAAUUCUUCCGAGAGUGCAUCAUCACCGGCACCGUCGACUUCAUAUUCGGCGACGCCACGUCGGUCUUCCAGACCUGCCAGAUCAAGGCGAGGCAAGGGCUGGCGAACCAGAAGAACAUCGUCACGGCUCAAGGUCGGAAGGAUCCUGACCAACCCACCGGGUUCUCGGUCCAAUUCUGCAACAUUACAGCCGACACCGACCUUGUUCCGAACGUAAACAAGACGGUUACUUACCUAGGACGACCGUGGAAGUUGUAUUCUCGUACCGUGUUCCUGCAGAACUACAUUAGUGAGGCGGUCAGGCCCGAGGGAUGGCUCGAGUGGGAUGGGGAUUUCGCGCUGGAUACGUUAUUUUACGCUGAGUAUAUGAACCAUGGACCUGGGGCUCGACUCGAUAAAAGGGUCAAGUGGCCAGGGUACCGCGUUUUGAACAGCUCGGCCGAGGCUGAGGAUUUCACGGUCGGAUCGUUCAUCGAAGGGAACCUCUGGCUACCGGCCACCGGUGUUAGAUUCACUGCCGGUCUCAGCUCCUAAGUGAUGGAAAUGUAUGCAAAAUGAAUGAUAUGAUAUCGGGGUUUUUAUAUUGUCAUUAGCUUGUCCGUGGAAAAGGGUAAGCUUCGGACAAGAUUUGGGGAGUAAUAUUUCGUUCAAUGUGAUCUAAGCACGGAUAUUUUGGUCAGUUAACAAGGACCUAAGUUGGUAUUUUACUUA